Molecule: messenger RNA, 1345 nt
Organism: Mustela erminea (ermine)
Lineage: Eukaryota; Metazoa; Chordata; Mammalia; Carnivora; Mustelidae
Gene: PTGR1
Product: prostaglandin reductase 1
Exons: 10
Coding region: 205-1194 (329 amino acids)
Biological process (GO): prostaglandin metabolic process
Cellular component (GO): cytoplasm
Molecular function (GO): 2-alkenal reductase [NAD(P)H] activity; 15-oxoprostaglandin 13-reductase [NAD(P)+] activity
Source: RefSeq, a predicted model, not a curated record
CUGACUGAUUGAAGUCUUGACAGCCCGCAAGGGUCGGCAUCGUCCGCUCUCCCGUCCAGUUCGCCCGGAGUCUGCGCGCUCCGACAGCCCAUGUUCUUCAGCCCACGUGAGACGCGUCUUUGCUUUUGAAACAGCGCUGGGAGUUUUGCUGUCGAUACGCUGCGUCCGAUUUGGUUGGGCUGAUUUCCGGCCAGAAACUUCAGGAUGGUUCGUGCUAAGAGCUGGACCCUGAAGAAGCACUUUGAAGGCAGCCCUACUCACAGCAACUUCGAGUUGAAGACGGUUGAACUCCCGUCCUUAAAAAAUGGAGAGGUCCUGCUGGAAGCUUUGUUCCUUACUGUGGAUCCGUAUAUGAGAGUGGCGUCCAAAAAAUUGAAGGAGGGUGAUGUGAUGAUGGGGCAGCAAGUGGCCAGAGUUGUGGAAAGUAAAAACUCAGCCUUCCCAGCAGGAGCUCUGGUAGUAGCUUUUUCAGGCUGGUCGACGCACUCUAUUUCUGAUGGGAAAGAUCUGGAAAAGCUACCCACAGAGUGGCCGGACACCAUCCCAGUGUCUUUGGCUCUGGGAACAGUGGGCAUGACAGGGCUAACCGCCUACUUUGGCCUACUUGACAUCUGUGGUGUGAAGGGUGGAGAAACAGUGAUGGUUAAUGCGGCGGCAGGUGCGGUGGGCUCUGUAGUGGGGCAGAUAGCUAAGCUCAAGGGCUGCAAAGUUGUUGGAGCAGCAGGGUCUGAUGAAAAGGUGGCCUACCUUAAAAAGCUGGGAUAUGAUGUUGCCUUUAACUACAAAACAGUGGAGUCUUUAGAAGAAACUUUGAAAAAAGCCUCUCCUGAUGGCUAUGAUUGUUACUUUGAUAACGUAGGUGGAGAGUUUUCAAACAUUGUUAUUCCCCAGAUGAAGAAAUUUGGAAGAGUUGCUAUAUGUGGGGCCAUCUCUACAUACAAUAGUACUCGCCCGCUUCCCCCAGGCCCACCUCCAGAGAACAUCAUCUAUCAGGAGCUCCGCAUGGAAGGGUUCAUCGUCACCCGCUGGCAAGGAGAGGUCCGCCAGAAGGCUCUGAAAGACUUGCUGCAGUGGGUCAUGGAGGGUAAAAUCCAAUACCACGAAUACAUCACUGAAGGAUUUGAAAACAUGCCAGCUGCAUUUAUGGGAAUGCUGAAAGGAGAUAAUUUGGGAAAAACAAUAGUGAAAGCAUGAAAAAAAUGAUACAUGGAAUCUAGCAUUUGGGUGAUUAAUUUCUUUUUAACCAUUUAGUAAAAAUGUGUAUUACCUUCAUUAUCUAAGAGACAGUCAUUGUGAUGAGUUUGAUCUACCUAUUAAAACACAUUUAACUGGUAUGUAAUUGGAA